Molecule: messenger RNA, 3619 nt
Organism: Lymnaea stagnalis (great pond snail)
Lineage: Eukaryota; Metazoa; Mollusca; Gastropoda; Lymnaeidae
Source: the annotation of a GenBank genome assembly
UUUGAAAAUAAGCUUUCAAACCUAUUGUGUGAAAAGUAACCAUUUCAUUGUUUAUGUCUGAAUUUUAACUCAUAUAUUAUAAACUGUUAUUUUUUAUUUACAUUUGUAUUAGAUUAAGUUGUGUCAAUUGUGCAUUGUUAUUGUACUAUGAGUUCAGUUUAGUGGCAAAGUUUUUUAAAAGGAAUGGAUAUAAGUGCGUGGUGAAGCCACCUAAUUAUGAUAAAAUUACACUUUAAAAUUGAUCAAAGUUUGUCACCAAUUUAAUUCUUUAUGUGGCGUUUGUCUUUAAAAAAAUGCUGCUCUAUGAUUUGUGCUUGUAUUUAAAAGCUUAUUUUUUUAUGAUGUCAUUAAAUUAAAUGAUCUUUAGUGUGAAGCCCUUAAAACUACUUUAUCCUAAUGGAAACAAUGGAUUCAUCAAUAGUUAGCACGUUUAAAUCUAUUACAGACAUAAUUAAAUUAGACUGACUUUCAUCACUUGAUUAUUACUGAACCCCUUAAAAUAUUCAAGAAAAUAGUGGAACAAGGUAUGUGCAAACUUGAAAUAUAAAAUCAGGUCAAUCAAAAGAGAAUGUUGUGGCCAAGAGCCUUCUUUGGUAAACAACAAUAAAAACAUUUACUUUAAGAAAGCAUCUCCUUGGUGUUGUUAAGUAAAGGCAAGGUAAAAAGGGUAUACAGGUAAUUUUCAUACCAUUGAUGCAUUCUUUAAUAGGGUUUUUUUCAUUUCGUUAGUAUACAAAUUGCAUUUCCAUUUUUCAUAAACAAUCCAGCUGUAAUGGGCUUCAAGAGUGUUUGGAGCAUUUGAUUUAAAAUGUUUAUUAUUAUUUUAGUUGAUGCUAAGUCAUGCAUAUGUAUGCUGUCAUAGAAGUUACUAACACUGAUAUUGUAUUGAAAAUGUUUUCAAUGCUUAAAUUGUUUGGUGAAGGUCUAAGACAAUAUAAAUGCUUUAGCCAGAAAAAUAGAUUGUUCAGCACAAAAAAAUUAAUUGUUUAGCACAUUAAUAUGAUGAAUUGCCAGAUUCCUCUCCACCCCCACCUUCUAAACCCCUUCAAAGAUUGAAAUUAAAACUGCCAUACUUCUAACCAAGAUGAUUGUUUGUUCAUAACAUAUUUUUCCUCCCAUUUUGUCAGUAAAUUGUGGUCAAUGGUGGGGAAUAAUUUUUUUCCCCUUUAAUUCAGUCUUUCCUUUUUGGAAUGUUUGUCAUAUUGAUUGAUUUCAUUGGUUUGCCUAUGUUAUGGUCAUCACUUGAGAGGUUUCUGUUUUUUUGUUUUCUUAACAAUGUAUAUUAAAAAAUAAUUUUUCUCUCAUAAAGUUUGUGGUAUUUUCAAUAACAUUCCCUUGCAUAGAGGUAAAUUGAUUUCAAGUUAGUAUUUAACGAUUUUCUUUUCUUUUAAUUUAUUUUUGUUAUGCUUUGAUUUUAUAAUUCAUUGUUGAGGAGUUUGGGAUUUCAGACCUUUGUCUUUUGUCCUUUUUUUUUUUAAAGUGGGCAACCUCGUCUUUUAUUAUUUCAAAUUAUUGAAGCUUGGAUUUAAUUUAUGCCAUGGCUUAAAUCCCAUCCACAAGCAAAUGAUCCGCUUUUGCUUAGAUGAUUAAAUGAAAUAGAGCUGUCAAUAUAAACUUUUGUAGCUCAAUGUGACUGAAGUGUCUGCUUAAUUAAUUGCAAAGCCAUUUUAAUGUCAACAAAAUACUAUCUGUUGAAACGUGACAUCCCAAAAAAGAUGGCUUUGAUACAGCAUUACUUUGGAGGCACUCGUUAUUAAGGAAUUUAUUAUAUAGAAAAUCAAUUUAAAUGUACAUUGUCCUAUAAUAAUUCAAAGGAAAGUUACACAGUCAAUUACGUUUGCUUGUAUAUUCUUUUCAGUGGCAUUAUAUGGAUAAUUGCAUGUGAUAACAUGUCUAGCAGAUGAUGCUUUUUACCAUAUUAUUUGUUUAUUAACUUACAUUUCUUUAAAGCUACAAUUGGUGUGUCACAAAUGGGAGCAUAGUAUUGUUUUUUUUGUUUGUUAUUUUUAAUAAUAAAUCAGAUAACAUAUUUUCAUAAUGCUCUACCAUAUAAAACAUAGUUUUUAUUUUUAGUAGCACAUAUUUCUUAAUUUUUAUUUAUUUUUUGUGAACGUAAAUAAACAAAGCUUUAGAAAAAUAUUAGAUGAAUCAUACAAUAAAUAAUGGCAGUAGUGAUUUUAUUCAGUAAAGUUAUAAAACCAAGAGAGUUCUGGAAACAUCGGUUUUUGUUUUUUCCUCUAGGUAACAUGGGUCUUCAGACACAGCAGCCACCACCUCCACCUGUGACCACACCCACAGCCCCUUGGCAGCAGCAACCCCCACAAAUGGCACCGCCGCCUCCACCGGUUUCUUUGGCACCGUGGCAGCAGCCGCCGCCUCCCCCAACAGCCAUGUCUAUGUCGGCGCCGCCUCCUCCAGGCCCGGUCCAGCCCCCUUCCUUAAUGACAACAUCUGUACCUCCUCCUCCACCUCAGUCGAGUCCGGGCCACCAGUACAACACUUUUGCUCCGCCGCCGCCACCUCCUAUGUCUUACAACAACCAGAGAAUGGCCGGAAUAAACCAGAUGAUGAUGGCAGGUCCACCACCUCCCCCACCUCCUAGUUAGGAUUAGAGUACAGAUAAUUAGGUAUGACGAAUUUAUCAAGUUAAGUGCUGUGCAAGGAAGAAAGCUGCAUACAGCAUGUCUGUAAAAUAUGUACAUUUGAUCCCCGGUCUCUAAUCAUUUUGUUAAUCGGUACGUAUCCCAAGUUGACGUUAUGUAGCUGGCACAUGUCCCCAAGUUGACAUGUUUUAAAAUACAUUGUACAGUAAUUUGUUUUAUAACAACCAUUGGUACAGUAUUCUGCAAGCCCCCUUUUUAUGGUUUCUACUGCCACUGUAUGUAUGUAUGUAUAUGGUUUUAAUGGACUUGUAUGACGGAAUAAAUAUACUUACAUGAAAGCUAGUUAGGAUGAAACAUAAAAUGAGGGACACUUUUUCUUUAACUAUGAAAUGUUAAGAUAUUUUCUAAGCUUUUUAAAAACCAAAAUGUGUGUAUUGACAGCAAUACAUAAAUAUUGUUGUAAUGUUAUUGAUAAUGAUCAAGUGAGUGGCAUUAGGAUUGAGUAUCCUAAACAUGUAUUUAUUAUUGAGCUCCCAGGUUGUGUUCUUGUACCAAGGUGUUGGUGCUGUACAUGUCCUGGCACUUACUUUAUGCUUUAGUCUUAGGUUUUUUUUAAAGCUAGAAUAUUUUCAGGAAGUUUUGUGUUCACCUAAAAAUAGUAUUUAUAGAAAGUAAAUAAAGCGAUACAAUUAAGAUGGAACUGCAAUAUAAUUACUUAUUAUCCUGAAGAUGAUUACAGUAGUCUCCAUCUCGUUAGCGUCCCGACAUGCAUUUUCCGAACAGAUUGAUUCUGCUAUUGCUGAAUAUUACUUUUAGAAAUUUGCAAUAGAUUUUCAAGUAUUAAGGGUCUCUAUGGAUUGCAUUCCUAGUUUUUAUUAAGAUAAGAAAGAGGUAUUUUUUAUUUAUUUUUUGGACACAAACUACUGUUUCAUUACCUGUCCUUGCAUACCAUUGAAUAAGUUUGUUUUAUUGCUCAUUAUGAGGAAAUUGCAAAAUUGAUUAAAAAAAUAAUCAGU